AUGUAUUCGCAGGAAGAGAACAGCUUUGCAAGCACUAGUAGUUACGAGUUCACUAUGAUGUCUUUCUAUAAAGCAGAGCGUGAGCGUGUGCUGCGUUUGUGGCGGCAGUCCUUAUCGGAACCAAUCAAUCAAGACAAUGACGAGGUUAUCGAUGAAAACAUGGAAGUGGAAAACGAUGAGAAUAUGCCGCCGACAAAGUGCUAUAAUGCCGUUCCUCCGAGACUAUGUAAGCUUCGAUUCAGUACUUGGUUUCAACUUUUGUAA
Cylicostephanus goldi is the source of this 264-nucleotide messenger RNA. The record is from the annotation of a GenBank genome assembly. NCBI's taxonomy places the organism in Eukaryota, Metazoa, Nematoda, Chromadorea, Rhabditida, Strongylidae.